This is a messenger RNA of Fusarium proliferatum ET1, 1209 nucleotides long. RefSeq lists its product as uncharacterized. The transcript has 4 exons. Gene Ontology annotation, biological process: transmembrane transport. Gene Ontology annotation, molecular function: transmembrane transporter activity. NCBI's taxonomy places the organism in Eukaryota, Fungi, Ascomycota, Sordariomycetes, Hypocreales, Nectriaceae. The record is from RefSeq and is a predicted model, not a curated record. Bases 1 to 1209 code for a protein of 402 amino acids.
AUGAACUGGCCCUUCCGCAAAAAGUUCAUCACCACCAUUUCUUAUGGUCUCACGACGUGCUGGAUCACUUUGGCCUUUGCCAUCUUCGCUGCCGCCAUUGAACCUGUUUCUGCCGAAUUCUCGUUCGGUACAGCUACAGCCAAAGACAUCCAAACAAUUCUCAUCACGCGUUUCUUCUCGGGCCUCUUCGGCAGCGCGCCUGUUACGAUUACCGGAGGUGUUAUGGCGGAUAUAUGGGCCCCUCACCAACUUGGUAGCGCGAUUGUCGCAUACGGGGUUACUAUAGUUGGAGGUCCGACAUUGGGUCCUAUAAUUGGCGGAGCGCUGUGCUCGAGUCGUCUAGGCUGGAGGCGGACCGAGUACCUCACUGGUAUUAUUAUGAUGGCCCACCUUGGGGUUGAUCUUUUGGUGAUUGAUGAGAGCUAUGCACCUAUUUUAUUGGCUAGGAAGGCCCAUAAGCUAAGGCUUCGAACGCAAGAUUGGGCGCUGCAUGCUAAGCAUGAGGAAUGGGACGUGUCAUUCAAAGAGCUAUACCAGAAGUACUUCAUCCGCCCUUUCCAAAUGAUGGCAACACCAAUCUGUUUUCUCAUGUCGCUCUACGCCUUAUUCGUCUAUGGAAUUCUCUAUGCGAACCUCGAAAGCUUUUCCAUCGAGUACCAGGAAGUGCGCCAAUGGGGACCCGUAGUUGGCACCUUGCCUUUCAUCGCUCUGUUGAUCGGCAUCCUUUGCGCAGCAGCGGUCAAUAUUUACAAUAACAAAUACUAUCGUAGGAGACUUAUGGAGAAUGGAUACAGAGCUGUUCCGGAAGCGAGAUUGCCUCCGAUGAUGCUCGGUGGUAUCGUCUUUACAGCCGGACAGUUCCUCUUUGCUUGGACCUCAUCUCCUAGCAUCAACCACUGGCCUUCCAUAAUCGGCAUCGCUUUGACAGGCCUUGGCUUCACAACUAUCUUCCAAGCUGCACUAGGUUAUCUCAUUGACACGUUCACUCGGUACAGCGCAAGUGCAGUUGCAGCCAAUACCUUUAUGCGAUCCAUGUUCUCAGGCGCAUUUCCUUUGUUCAUCAUCCCCAUGUAUCACAAACUGGGAGUAGACUGGGGAACAACCGUCUUUGGUUGUAUUGCUGCGGCGUUGAUACCUGUUCCGUUUCUGUUCUUUGUUUGGGGUAAAAAUAUCAGAGGUAGGGGAAAAUGGAGCAAGGACAGCGUUUAA